CUUGCUGUCUCUGUCAACGUCAAGCGGCUGACUUUGAAGUGAAAUUGCUGCAGCUUUGGUUACAAAUUCAAUCAAACGCAAAAGCUGUCAGCUCUGUGUCUAUGCGUGUGCGUGUGCGUGUCUGUGACUGUGUGUGUGAGGCAGGUGGGUGGGUAUGGAAUAAAUAGAAAAUAAAGACUGACAAGUGACGCUGCGUUGGGUAAACUGAUGCGGCAUGAAAGUGUUGCUGCCCCCAUCCAACCCCUUCCCACUCUGUUCUCAUAACUGCAACUGCUUUUAGCCCUUAGGUCUUUCACUAAAACUGAAACUUUGUUAGCGGACUGAGGACUGGGACUGGGCGCAGUGGAGUUGAAUUAUAGGUGUGGCGUGUCGUUUAAAUUAAUUAAAUGUUCGGUUGAUCUGAUUUAGAUAGCCUCUGGUAUUAAUUAUAGACAUGCACUGCAGCUAAAGCCCCGCAGCAAGGACUCGUAGGCAGUUUAGCGUUGUUAGCCAGCAACAUGGACUCCACACCGCUGGCUGUAAGCUUGGCCAGCUUGGGGCUGCUGUUGCUGCUGCUGGUCAUGUGCCUGUUGGUCGCCUGCCAUUGCCUGGGACCACGUGCGGCCAGUUGGAUGCGCAUGCGUUCCAGCAAGGAGGAGAAGAUUGGACUGUCCAAGCACAAGCAUAAGCUCUUUCAUCCCAACGGCUAUAUGGCCAGCUUGCAAUCGGGCUCGGAGUUCUUGCUGAGCAGCAGCGGCAGCUUUAAGCGCUUCGAUACCAUAGACAAGGACGAUCAGCUGCAGCAGCAGCAACAGUUGCAGCAGCAGCAGCAGCAAUUUCUGGGAAACGGUCACGCCUUGGAGGCCACAACGCCGCUUUGGAAUCUGCCAGCAGCAGAUGCGGCCAUACCGCCGCAGCCGUUGCGACCAGCGCCAGCACCGGCGCCCAGCAGCGCAGGACCCACGAGCAAGACCGUAACCUUUAGCUUCAGCCAGCUAAACGAGCGCAGCUCUGCUGCGCCGGAGCCCAGAAGCAUCGCCACGCGCUCAGCGAGCGUACCACAGCCACUAGAGGCGCCACCGCCAGCGCGUCCCGCUACAACAGCCGCUGUGCCGCUUUCAGCCACUGCCAUACCGCGGCCCAUAGCCAAGCGCACAACUCAGCUGGAGCAGCAGCAGCAGCAGCAGCAGCAACCCCAAAUGGCGUCGAAUGGCGUGACGCCAGCUGAGCCCGCGCCCGCUUCUGCGCCUGUGCCUGCGGAGCGUCGUGCUCCUGGCCUGCAGCGACGCAACUCUAGCACAAAUCCAUUCCUUUGCGAAUCCACAGAGCAGCUGCCGACCCUGGCCACGCCCGCUACUGGCAAUCCUUUUAUGAAUGGACACACCGCCAACGCCUCGCCAGGCAGCCAGCCACAAAGUCUGUCCAGUCGACUGCUCAAGCUGCAGGCCACCAGCCAGGGCAGUAAUCCGUUUACAGGACUGACGCAGCGCGUCAAGGGGCCCCAUCUGCUGCAGAAAACCAUCUCCGAGGAUUAUCUCUUUCGCAAGAUAAACGCUGCCAAUGGCAACGCCCCUCAGUCGGCCAAUGGCAAUAGCACUUGGUGCUUUGGACGCGCCUUGCUGCGUCAGGAGUCCAGUCUGAGCUUGGGCCUGGGCCGACGCAAUAGCUCGCAGCUGUCGCUAGAUGGCGCCACCGAGCUGGAUGCACUCAAACUGGAGCACGCCGUCUCCUGCGAUUCGGUCAACUCCACAGCCUCGUCGCUCUGCCUGGACCAACUGGACCAGCUCGAUCAGCCGUACACACAGAUUACGGGCUACCUCUGCGUGGGCCUGCAGUUCGGCGAUCCACUGGAGCUAACUGUCAGCGUGCUGGAGGCCAAGGGACUCAUCUAUCCGUACAGCUUGGGCACGGAAGCCGUGGACACCUUUGUGCGCAUCUAUCUGGUGCCCGACCAUGCGGGCGCCUACCAAACCCAAGUGGUCAAUGCCACGCUCACUCCUGUGUACAACGAGCGCUUCAACUUUCGCCUGAAGCGUCUGCAGGGCCGCCACUCGCUCUGGUUCCAUCUCUACCACAAUGGACCGGCGGCCCACACGCUCAUCGGCGAGGCUGAGAUGGAAAUUGGCGAAUUGGCGCGUCCCAUCACCACCUGGAUUCCGCUCUCCGACUCACGCAAGUGCAACGCCCGCUGGGGCGAGCUCAUGUUCUCGCUCAGCUAUCUGCCCACGGCGGAGCGGCUCACCGUCGUCAUUGUCAAGGCGCGCAAUCUCAAGCUCGACCUGGAGGCCAACCAACCGCCGCUGCAGCAUGUUUUUGUCAAGGUCUACCUGAUGAACAGCGAUAAGCAGGUGCUGAAGAAGCGUCGCACCUCGCUCAAGCGGCUCGACCGCAGUCCCAUCUUCAAUGAGUCCAUGAUCUUUAGCGUGCCGCCGACGGGUCUCACCAACGUUCAGCUGCGCCUCACAGUCUUUGGGGCGACAGAUGGCGGCAUUGUGCCGCUGGGCCAUGUCAUUGCCGGUGCCUGUGCCGUGGGCAAGGGACUGCGCCACUGGCACCAGAUGCUCUCCUCGCUGCGCAAGCCCGUGGCCAUGUGGCAUGUUCUCCGCCGCGCCAUCAACCAGCCGGUGUUCAUUGGCGGCGCCGAGGCUGUCGUGGCCGCCAUGCAGAGCACUCUCCAGCGCAGCAAUGCCAAGCGCAAUAGCAUCGUAUAAGACAGGAGAGAGAGCGAGAGAGAGAGAGAGAGAGAGAGAGACACAGAACUCUAGACAUCUGCAACCAAGUAGUACUUAAUUCCCUGCACUGCAUUUAGUUCGAGUCCAAUUCUAUGCCCGUCCUGUUCCUCAAAUGAAAUUAUGGCAUUUACUAGGAAAAUUUUGAAAAUUAUAGAGUUUU
Drosophila busckii is the source of this 2871-nucleotide messenger RNA. RefSeq lists its product as uncharacterized. Lineage: Eukaryota; Metazoa; Arthropoda; Insecta; Diptera; Drosophilidae. Gene Ontology annotation, biological process: cellular response to calcium ion; calcium-ion regulated exocytosis; regulation of dopamine secretion. The record is from RefSeq and is a predicted model, not a curated record. Gene Ontology annotation, molecular function: SNARE binding; clathrin binding; phosphatidylserine binding. The transcript has 3 exons. Bases 498 to 2690 code for a protein of 730 amino acids.